CUUCAAAUGAAUUUGACAGGUAAAUUAAAUGUCUCAGAUUCCUGUACCUCCCUUGCAAAGAGCUACUGAUGGUUCUCCAGUCUUUAAUCAACUAUUGAUGAAUGAAGUACAAGAAACUUUGGAUGCCUCCUUUGAAAAGGGUAUUCCGACAUUGAUAUCAUGGAAUCAGGGAGGAAAUAAUGUCCUAGUAGAAGGAUCAUGGGACAACUGGACCACAAGGAAGGCUCUGCAGUGGUCAGGAAUGGACCAUGCCAUUUUGUUGGUCCUCCCAUCUGGAGUCUACCAAUACAAGUUCAUUGUAGAUGGAGAAAGGAGAUACAUUCCUGAUCUUCCUUGCAUAGCUGAUGAAAUGGGGCAGAUAACCAAUCUCCUUGACGUCCAUGAUUAUGUUCCAGAAAAUCCAGAAAGUGUUGCUGAAUUCGAGUCCCCUCCAUCACCAGAGACUAGUUACGGUUGGUCAUCACCUGCAUAUGAGGACUUUGCAAAGGAGCCACCAGCUGUUCCACCUCAGUUGCAUCGGACUGUCCUUGGGAUGCAACAUUCUGCGGAAGUUUCUUCAAAACCCCAGCACAUUGUUCUCAACCACCUUUUCAUAGAGAAGGAAUGGGCUCCUCAGUCACUGGUGGCCCUUGGCUUAACUCACAGGUUCCAAUCCAAGUAUGUGACCGCUGUCCUAUACAAGCCUGUGAGAAGGUGACAGAAAUUGCACCUCUUACAACUCCAUUCCUACAUGGUAGUGAUGCUUUUCUUGUUGCUUGAAUUUUCUUGAAUUUUUCUCAUGUUCCUUUUGCAUUUGCCAUAUGGCAUCACCAUGCAAGUUCUUCCAUGGUUCUGAUGUCAUAGCUUCGCAUCAUUUAGGGUUGAACAAGCUACGUGCCUCUUCUGUGACAUAUUUCAAACCAGGAUGAAAUUACUUCAGAGACAUUUUAUGCAUCCGGUAUGAUGAUGUUAAGCGGCAGCAAUUCUCUUUUGUACCUACAAGCAACAGUUCUUAAAUUUAAUCUUUGGUUGGUUAAUACUUUUGGCCUCCUUUACUGUUAGUGCAAUUGAAAGUUUCAAAUGGCAUAGUCCUGGAAGAUUCUUAAAAGUAUCUCAAACGAGAAAAGCUGGUACUGCAAAUAUAGUUAGUAUACCCAAUCAUAAAUGGCUGGUUGAUGUGGAAGGGUUA
This is a messenger RNA of Phoenix dactylifera (date palm), 1168 nucleotides long. The record is from RefSeq and is a predicted model, not a curated record. Lineage: Eukaryota; Viridiplantae; Streptophyta; Magnoliopsida; Arecales; Arecaceae.